Molecule: messenger RNA, 3997 nt
Organism: Clupea harengus (Atlantic herring)
Lineage: Eukaryota; Metazoa; Chordata; Actinopteri; Clupeiformes; Clupeidae
Gene: tacc3
Product: transforming, acidic coiled-coil containing protein 3
Exons: 17
Coding region: 590-3907 (1105 amino acids)
Biological process (GO): cerebral cortex development; mitotic spindle organization; nuclear migration
Cellular component (GO): cytoplasm
Source: RefSeq, a predicted model, not a curated record
UUGUUAACCAGACAAGACUGACGUUUGGCCUGGGUAACGUGAACGUUAGUCAUAUAAAGAUUAACGUUGCGUUUGGUUCGUAUUUUAAACCCAUUUAAUGGUUGCUGUUGCGUAAAUAUUGUAUUUUUUUGUUUAGGUUGUUAAUUCUCUUGAAGUUUUGUCAAGGUUUUAUGUUAAUUUGGCUGACUUUGCUAAUGUGGACAGCACAUCUAUGCCAGCUAUCCCCAGCGUUAGUUUCUGGGCUGCAGAAGGAAGACUUUACGGUUAACAUAAACUUGAUUGAUGUUAUGAUUAGCUAGAAGUAACAGAAAUUAAAAGGCUACAACUGCACGAAUGAAUGCUCAUGUUAAGGGUAACGGUAACCUCGGGGUUGCAACCUAAAUGGCUGUGCUGUGAGGUUGCUUGACCGUGUCAAUUUACCCAACUUUGGCAGUAACUGGAAAUAUUGACUUUGCAUGGAAAUAGAAUAGGAAAUUAUUUUUUCUACACCUUUAUUCCCCUUAUGUUGAAGUCUGUCGGGAAAACCAAGACUGAAAACCCAGCAGGCCUAGCUUGGAAGUGAGCAUAGUUGGUAAAGCUGCGUGAAGAUAUGAGUUCGGCUCAUGAAAACGACGAGAACCUCGGGGUCCACCCUGCAGGCAACCACAGCAUAUCGGAGGAUACUUGCGACAUCUUCAAUCUAGAGCAGCCAACCGGCAGGCCUUCCAUUCUACGUCAGUCCCAAUUUGAGAACCUCUCCAAUAAGACUGUCCCCAAGGGAGUGAAGGUUUGUUUUCAAACUCCAAGAAGAGAUCCUGUCACCAAGAGAGUUCUAGUAUCACCUACUAAGAAUAUUAAGAUGAGCAGCUUGGAUGCGUGCAUAAAUACCCUGGAAUCUCUAAAGCUGACGUCCUCUGAUGGGUCCAUGCUUGAGGAGAGCAUUGGAGAUGGGUUGGUUUUGCCAAGUUCAGAUACUGGAGGCUAUCCAGACGAUGACAUGCCCAUUCAAAGCAAAGGAGGCUAUCAGCUGGACUUUGACGACCUGGAUGCCAUGAAUCCCUUCCAAGGCUCAAGUAAGAUGACCUUCUCUCCUGGUCAGCCUUGUCUGGGAGCCACUGCUGUCAGAUCCACAUUAAAUAGUGAGCCCGAAGCUGUCAAAACCACCUCCAUCUCUGCCCCCGAAUCAGAGCUAGUUCUGGAAAAGCCAGUCGAAACCAACUCCAUCUCUGCCCCCGAAUCAGAGAUAGUUCUGGAAAAGCCUGUCAAAACCACCUCCAUCUCUGACCCCGAAUCAGAGAUAGUUCUGGAAAAGCCAGUCAAAACCACCUCCAUCUCUGACCCCGAAUCAGAGAUAGUUCUGGAAAAGCCAGUCGAAACCAACUCCAUCUCUGACCCCGAAUCAGAGAUAGUUCUGGAAAAGCCAGUCGAAACCAACUCCAUCUCUGACCCCGAAUCAGAGAUAGUUCUGGAAAAGCCCAUUGAAACCACCUCCAUCUCUGCCCCCGAAUCAGAGAUAGUUCUGGAAAAGCCCGUUGAAACCACCUCCAUCUCUGCCUCCGAAUCAGAGAUAGUUCUGGAAAAGCCUGUUGAAACCACCUCCAUCUCUGCCUCCGAAUCAGAGAUAGUUCUGGAAAAGCCCGUUGAAACCACCUCCAUCUCCGCCCUUGAAUCAGAGAUAGUUCUGGAAAAGCCCGCCAACCCUGACUCAGCCUUGGAUGAAACACUCCCUUUCCUUGAUGCACUUGAGGAUUCUGUUGCAGACACCUCUACAAAUAUAUGCUCCACAGACAGCCCCGUGAUCAUUGAUCCGAGAAAGCUUGUAACCUCUCUGACCGAUCAGAGCCUGGAUGACACAGAGGAGCUUCCCAAAGCACUUUGCCCAGUGGUUCCAGAACCACAAACCAAUCCUGACCCACUUCCUGCCAGCGAACCUGUGGCGGACACCCCGCUGGCAGCCAGCGGCACUUACUCAAUUGAUUUUGACAACCUGCACUCGGUUAAUCCUUUCCAGACUGGUGGCCCUAAAAUGUGCAACUCUCCUGCACCGGACAGGAAGGUAGAGCCUAUAAGGUCCUCGCCACCAAAACAAGACGCCCCAGAGCAGAAGAAUGUGGAAAGCAAAUCACUGAUCGUGGAGUCUGCCACAGAAGCACCUGCGCCAACAGAAGUCAAACCUGCCGUUGUCGAGGAAACUCCCACUUCCAAGGAGACGUCAGAGGCUCAGCCGACCCCUGCUGCUGCUGACGAUGAACCAGUGACACUGCUGGAGUUUAACUUUGACGACGGUGCCAAAGUCAAAAGCAAACCACCCUUCAAAAGGCUGGGCAAGAAACCACCAGGUUCCAAGGCAUCUGAAAAGAAGGCCGUGCCAACGGAGAAGAAAAAAUCUGCGCCCCGACCCGUGGAGCCUGAACCUGCUCCCAAGAAGGAACCACAGGAUGGCGCACCAACGGAAGCCCCACUUCCUAAAAGCUCUUACAUGCUAGACUUUGACAAGUUGGAUGAUCCCAAUUUCAACCCGUUUGGCACUAAGGCAAAUAUGGCCAGCUCUCCUGCCCCUGGUGGACAGAAGCCCAUUCCAGAGCAGAAGGGAACUCCUGAGCCUGUUUGUAUGCCCUCUGCCACUCCUGUGGCAAAGGUCCAACCCCUUCAGAGUGGUCCCGAAGUACAGCCAAGUAAUGGCAUCUCUAGCACUGAGAAUGCAGUCUCAAAAAUGGAGGACGCAAAUGAGGCCAUUGCUGCUCACCAGCCUGAGGUGAUUCAGCCUCCUGCACCUGUGACCUGUGCUCCACCGAGUCCCCCAAAACAUGAUCAGACCACGACGGUGUACCCUGAGCCCACAGAACUAGACCAGCUACAGCAGAAUCCCAACUUCAACGCAAUGAGACAGGACUGGACGGGACAGGAGGAAGUGUUUGUGCCAGGAACCACAUUCAUGGCUGGUGAUUUUGAAGGAGAGAUGGAUUAUCUAGAGCAAUUUGGAUCAAGCACUUUUCAGGAGUCUGCGCUCCGUAAACAGUCCCUGUACCUCAAGUUUGACCCCCUCCUGAGAGAGAGUCCCAAGAAGGGGGCAGCUGCCAACACUGGGGGCUUCAGCCUGCCUCGUCCCUCCCUUGCAAUCAGAUUGGAUGCCCAGAGGCGUGCUGAGAUAAAGUCUUCACAAAGUGGACAAGCAGACAACAUGAAGUUUCUGGAUGACUUUUCAGCUCCUGCUGUGUGUAACAUGACCCAAGACCCUGCUGUGUUUGACCUGUUGGUUCCUUCAUUCAAGCAGUCUUUGAAGAAUGAUGGUGCCAUCAUUGAUGUCCUGCAGUAUAGCCAGAAAGACAUGGAUGCUGCCCUAGCUCAAGCACAAGAGAAGGCUGAGAAGAAAGGGAACGAAUGGAAGGCCAAAUGUGAUGCACUAGUCCAGGAAAAACAGCAGCUGGGGGUUGUCCUUGCGGAGUUUGACAACACGUACGCACAAAUCACUGCUGAGCGGAAGAAGGAGAAGCAGGCUGCUAAGGAGGAACUGAAGAAAGUCCUGGAGGACAAGGAGCAGGCCCUCAUCGACCUCAACUCAAUGGAGAGAUCUUUCUCUGACCUCUUCAAACGUCUAGAGAAGCAUAAAGAGAUCAUUGAGGGUUACAAGAAGAAUGAAGAGACUCUGAAGAUGUGUGCUCAGGAUUACAUGGCCCGUAUCAAAAAGGAAGAGCAGCGAUACAAGUCCCUCAAGGCCCACGCUGAAGAAAAGAUCACCCUGGCAAAUGGUGAGAUAGCCGAGGUGAGGAGCAAACACAGGUCGGAGGUUUCAGCCUUGCAGAUCCAGCUGAAGAGAGAGCAGCUCAAAGUGCAGUCACUGGAGAAGAGUCUGGACCAGAAGGUCAAAGAGACUGAGGAGUUGACCAAACUUUGUGAUGAGCUGAUUGUAAAUGUUCAGAAAAACUAAUCUUAUUGUUUUCCCUACUUUUGUCUGUCCAUUUCAGUGUUUUUUCUGUCCUCUUAUAGUUAAUUAAUAAAACUGAAUUUUAGAAAUCAA